AUGAGUGGUACUGAGGCAGAAGGCCACUCCUCCUUCAGGAGCCUGGCCGAACUCCCCCGUCAGACCGAUCCAGCGAACGCACAGAUCAGACCCGAGGUCUAUAGGCAAUGGACUUUCGCGGCCGAGAUUGUAGCUGUGGCAUCCUCCGACCAUUACGAUACUGCCUUGGUUGUCCGUGAUGGCGAUGAGCAAGUUUUGACCGUGGGCUUCGACCUCGCCGUGGACGACGGCAUCGAAGAUCUCGUCCGAAACACUUUCAAGACCGGUUGCACUCUUUUGAUUCUCAACGCGCACAAAGUCGAUAUCCGCGGCGGAAGGGACGUGACCGGCAUCGAGGUCAAGGACAUUGGUCACAUAAAGGUCUUGCCCUUCUCCCUUGCAGCCGUGACUGGCAUCUACUCCAAGCUGCUCGAUUCCACCUCUGUGGAGGAUGGCAAUCGCAUUUGCAAUGGAUGCUCCCGGCGUCGUCGCGGACUCCAUCCCUGCCCUCUCUGCAGGAUGGCUUACUUCUGUAACCGUGUAUGCGGUCACUUCUUCUACUUCUCUGAUGUUUGGGACAAUCACUGA
Aspergillus calidoustus is the source of this 567-nucleotide messenger RNA. The record is from the annotation of a GenBank genome assembly. Lineage: Eukaryota; Fungi; Ascomycota; Eurotiomycetes; Eurotiales; Aspergillaceae.